This is a messenger RNA of Polistes dominula (European paper wasp), 708 nucleotides long. RefSeq lists its product as uncharacterized. The record is from RefSeq and is a predicted model, not a curated record. Lineage: Eukaryota; Metazoa; Arthropoda; Insecta; Hymenoptera; Vespidae.
AAUAUGAAUAUAAAUGAUAAAAGUAAAUUUCCCACAAGCAUCCUAUACAAGAAAUCAAUUUGAACUACAGGCUCCAUCAGUAUUGAGCGAAUUAGACGAAAAAUGGCUGGAAUUAUUCAAAACUGCGGAACGACCGUUGCAAGCUUUAAAAAAUCAAUGCGAACAAUUACGCCUUGUUUCGAGCAAAGAUGUCGAUAAUGAAGGAAUUUGUAUGAUCGAUUACGCGCGAGAGAAACUUAUUUAUAAAAUUUUCAUGGGUAUAGAAAAUGAGAUUUCACUUUUAUUAGAUUUAUUGAAGUCUUUUAAAAAUACUUUUCAGGAUUUAAAAAAUCGAUUAAACAAUUUGGAAAAAUUUCGGAGUAAUGUUUCGUUAAGUGAUGAAGAUAUGAAAGAUAUCGUAAAUGGAACACCUAAUCGGCCAAAAUUAAAUUUACUUUUAGAAUGGGCUAUCGAUGGUUUUCAAUAUUAUCACGAAUUAUUUCAACGUGUUGAGAAUAGUAUAAAAAAUAUGGAUUAUAGAAUUGAAGAAUCAGUUAAUAUAUUUGCCAAUUCCUUUGUAGAAAAUCGAUAUAAACGAAAUAAAUUCAAUAGUAAGAUUUUCUAUAUAAUUUCAUCUAAUAAUCUAACGUAUUAUAUUAUAAGACUUAUCUAUGGAUUGUUUCAGGGAUACUAGCAUUUACUCAAUUCUUAAUUAUAGAAAAGGUUUAA